GAUUUAAGAAGAGUUUGUUGUUUACGUUGUAUAAACGAAAUGAUUCUUACUAAUAUAUUUAAUAUUCGUUGCACGAGAAAAUGAAGCCACGAGUGACACGUUCGUACAGUAUUCGACGCAGUGGAACAAAUAUCACACUUUGAAAUGUCGUUAGUCGACGUUUGAUCUAAACGCGAUUAUCUAGGUUCGAUACUCACAAAAUUUUAAUUCUUCGAAUAGAACCAUAAAAAUGGACGAGGUUGCUAAACUCGAACACUUGUCAUUAGUGUCAAAAAUAUGCACAGAAUUGGAGAAUCAUUUAGGAUUAAACGAUAAAGAUUUAGCCGAAUUUAUAAUUCAUUUAGCGGAAAAGAAUAGUACCUUGGACAAGUUCAAGAAAGUUCUGGUUGAAAAUGGUGCAGAGUUUUCCGAAUCGUUCAUGGCCAAUCUAUUAAGAAUAAUACAACACAUGAAACCAUCCAAAGCAAUGGAAGAGCCGUUAAAGCCUGCGACUAAGCGGGACGAGUUAGCACAAAAAUUCCCUGCAUUGGCAUUACCGAACGAAGAGCCAAAAGUGGAAAAUGAAUGUCUCAAAGAUGACGAUAUAGUCAGUAGCGCUAUGGCAAGUUUAGAAGAAUUAGCACCGUCGAAUAAAAAGUCUGGUGGCGAGAGCAAAAAGGAAAGCCAAGUGCCUGAGAGUAAUGAGAAAAAAAGCAAGCAUUCUAGAAGGAGCAGAUCCAGAGAGAAGAGAAGGCACAGAUCACGGUCGUCUAAUCGUAAAGAUAGAAGACAUAGAUCCAGGUCUCAUUCAAGAUCGCGCGAUCGUUCGAGAUCUAGAGACAGACGGCGUCACAGAUCGAGAGAUCAUAAGCGAUCGAGGUCGCGGGACAGAACGACAAAAUCUCGCGAUCGUAGAGAUAAAUAUUCUAACAGACACGCGUCAGAUCGGUCUAGAUCACGAUCCGUGGAAGAGCUUUCUAUGGAUCCAGAAGUGGGUAAAAUUUAUUCGGGCAAAGUCGCUAAUAUCGUGCCCUUUGGUUGUUUCAUACAAUUGGAAGGCUUGAAACGUAGGUGGGAGGGACUCGUUCAUAUAUCGCAAUUAAGAAGAGAGGGACGAGUUGCUAGCGCGAGUGACGUGGUAUCUCGAGGUCAGAAAGUACUCGUGAAAGUUCUUAAUAUCGGCGGACAAAAGGUUUCGUUGAGCAUGAAAGACGUUGAUCAGGAGACUGGUAGAGAUUUAAAUCCAGUCGUGACCGUCACUAAAACCGAAGAAGACGAAAAACAUUUGCGCAAUCCAGACAGACCUACUUCGCUUCUGGAACUUCAAGGCAACUGGGAUGAGGAUGAAACGUGUUCCAGGAAACGUGUACAAAGAUUAUCAUCCCCCGAGAAGUGGGAAAUAAAGCAGAUGCUCGCUGCGUCGUGUAUCGAUAGAAGCGAAUUGCCAGAAUUCGAUAUGGAAACCGGGAUUCUUCCUCGCGAAGACGACGAGGAAGAGGACGUUGAAAUCGAAUUAGUGGAGGAAGAGCCACCGUUUCUGCACGGGCACGGAAGAGCUCUUGGAGAUUUAAGUCCUGUUCGUAUAGUAAAAAAUCCCGAUGGUUCUCUAGCGCAGGCUGCUAUGAUGCAAAGCGCGCUCGCGAAAGAAAGAAGGGAACAGAAAAUGUUACAAAGGGAACAAGAAAUGGAUUCUGUUCCUACGGGUCUUAAUAAAAAUUGGAUCGAUCCGUUGCCGGAAGCCGAAAGUAGGACUCUGGCGGCAAAUAUGCGUGGAAUAGGCCUCCAAACUCAAGACUUGCCCGAAUGGAAGAAGCACGUGAUAGGUGGAAAGAAGUCAUCCUUCGGGAAGAAAACGAAUUUAACUUUGCUCGAGCAGCGUCAGAGCUUACCGAUAUACAAACUCAGAGACGAUUUAGUGAAAGCUGUGACCGACAAUCAAAUUUUGAUUGUAAUUGGCGAGACAGGAUCGGGAAAGACCACGCAAAUUACACAGUAUUUGGCUGAGGCAGGAUUCACUGCACGCGGGAAGAUCGGUUGCACUCAGCCCAGGAGAGUCGCCGCCAUGUCUGUUGCCAAAAGGGUGGCAGAAGAGUUUGGUUGUCGUUUGGGGCAAGAAGUGGGUUACACCAUUCGUUUCGAGGAUUGUACUGGUCCAGAGACUAAUAUAAAGUACAUGACUGACGGUAUGUUACUUCGAGAAUGUCUCAUGGAUCUCGAUUUGAAAACGUAUUCUGUGAUAAUGUUGGACGAGGCCCACGAACGUACGAUUCAUACCGACGUUCUGUUUGGAUUAUUGAAACAGGCAGUAGGAAGACGACCAGAUCUGAAACUAAUCGUAACAAGUGCGACCCUCGAUGCCGUGAAAUUCUCGCAAUACUUCUUCGAGGCGCCCAUUUUUACUAUUCCUGGCAGAACGUUCGAAGUGGAAGUGAUGUACACGAAAGAGCCGGAAACAGAUUAUCUGGACGCAGCGCUCAUAACAGUGAUGCAAAUACACCUGCGCGAACCGCCAGGCGACAUACUUCUUUUCUUAACUGGUCAGGAGGAGAUCGACACAGCCUGUGAAAUUUUAUACGAACGUAUGAAGUCUCUGGGCCCCGAUGUACCGGAACUUAUAAUUUUGCCAGUUUAUUCGGCGCUGCCUUCAGAGAUGCAAACCAGAAUAUUCGAACCAGCCCCGCCAGGCUCGAGAAAAGUGGUGAUAGCCACGAACAUAGCAGAAACGAGCCUGACCAUCGACGGCAUUUAUUAUGUUGUUGAUCCAGGCUUUGUGAAACAAAAGGUAUACAAUUCUAAGACAGGAAUGGACAGUCUUAUCGUAACGCCAAUCAGUCAAGCAGCUGCCAAACAAAGAGCUGGAAGAGCUGGUAGAACUGGCCCGGGGAAAUGUUACAGACUUUACACCGAAAGAGCUUACAGAGAUGAAAUGUUGCCCACACCAGUCCCGGAAAUUCAACGUACCAACUUGGCAACUACGGUGUUGCAACUUAAAACAAUGGGCAUCAAUGACUUGUUACAUUUCGAUUUUAUGGACGCCCCGCCCGUGGAAUCGUUAAUUAUGGCUUUGGAAUCCCUGCACAGCUUAAGUGCAUUGGACAAUGAAGGUCUUUUAACAAGGUUAGGUAGAAGAAUGGCAGAGUUCCCCUUAGAACCAAAUUUGUCGAAGAUGCUCAUUAUGAGCGUGCAUCUUCAAUGCUCCGACGAAAUAUUGACGAUCGUCAGUAUGUUGUCUGUUCAGAACGUUUUUUAUAGACCAAAGGAUAAACAGGCAUUGGCUGAUCAAAAGAAAGCAAAAUUCAAUCAGCCCGAAGGCGAUCAUUUAACUUUAUUAGCAGUUUACAAUUCGUGGAGGAACAAUAAGUUUAGCAACGCGUGGUGUUACGAGAAUUUUGUACAAAUUAGAACCUUAAAACGCGCCCAAGACGUUCGCAAGCAGCUAUUAGGUAUCAUGGAUAGGCAUAAAUUGGACGUAGUAUCUGCUGGUAAAAAUACGGUAAGGAUUCAGAAAGCUGUGUGCUCAGGUUUUUUUAGAAACGCUGCAAAGAAGGAUCCGCAAGAAGGAUACAGAACUUUGGUAGAUAGCCAGGUUGUUUAUAUUCAUCCAAGCAGCGCCCUAUUUAACAGGCAACCUGAAUGGGUUAUUUAUCACGAAUUAGUGCAAACUACGAAAGAAUAUAUGAGAGAGGUAACGACUAUUGAUCCGAAAUGGUUAGUAGAGUUUGCACCGGCGUUCUUUAAAUUCAGUGAUCCGACUAAACUCAGUAAAUUCAAAAAGAACCAACGACUUGAGCCAUUGUAUAAUAAAUACGAGGAACCGAAUGCUUGGCGAAUAUCUAGAGUUCGCAGAAGACGUAAUUAAGACAUUUAUUAUAUAAUCUGUAAAUAGUUUUGUACAGAGUUUCGUAUUCUUUAAAAAUACGAAUAAAUGUAAUUAACUGCAAAUCCAUUAAAGAAACCUAGAAUCACAAAUAUGAUAAUAGUAUCUUCACUUAUACUAAUGCUUUGUGCGUGAUACAAAAUUGAAUUGCACCGUUCUUAUUUUAGUGUAAUAAAUGCUUUUAUAGAACCGCGAAACACACU
Molecule: messenger RNA, 4059 nt
Organism: Colletes gigas
Lineage: Eukaryota; Metazoa; Arthropoda; Insecta; Hymenoptera; Colletidae
Gene: pea
Product: ATP-dependent RNA helicase DHX8
Exons: 12
Coding region: 230-3838 (1202 amino acids)
Biological process (GO): spliceosomal complex disassembly; mRNA splicing, via spliceosome
Cellular component (GO): catalytic step 2 spliceosome; intracellular anatomical structure
Molecular function (GO): RNA helicase activity; RNA binding; ATP binding
Source: RefSeq, a predicted model, not a curated record